Messenger RNA from Phragmites australis (common reed), 1695 nucleotides. RefSeq lists its product as uncharacterized. NCBI's taxonomy places the organism in Eukaryota, Viridiplantae, Streptophyta, Magnoliopsida, Poales, Poaceae. The transcript is spliced from 3 exons. The record is from RefSeq and is a predicted model, not a curated record. The coding region runs from base 1 to 1695 and encodes 564 amino acids.
AUGCCGUGUAUACAGAAAACGCUGCCAGUUCUUGCAGCACCAAUCACUGGGUUCAAUCGUGUUUUGAAUGCCCCAAGGGCUGUGGCAGGCGGCGAGAAACCGCCGGUCUUCCACGACAAUUGGUAUCAGAGCUUCUACAUUCUCGGGGCCAGCAUGUCUGCUCAGUCGGAACCAAUCGACAGCGGCAUUCGAUCGCCAUCUCCUCCUUGCCGAUGUCGGGUGUUGCACUCGCCAGCGCCGCGCCGUGGGCGCCAGCGCGGCGGCGAAGUCAUCAUCGAGCGCGUCAAGGAGACGGGCGGCUCGGUGCAGUAUCCGACACUCACUCGCACCAAUUACCAAGAUUGGUCGUUGUUGAUGCGCGUGAAUCUUCAAGCCCAAGGGCUGUGGCAGGCCGUCGAGCCGGAGGAGGGCGAGGUCGUUGAGUACCGUGAAGAUCGCCUAGCGCUGGCAGCGAUUUUGCGUGCCGUGCCGCCUGAGAUGCUCGGGUCGUUGGCACGCAAGCGCACGGCGCGUUCCGCCUGGGAGGCAGUGAAAACCGUGCGCGUCGGUGUGCAGCGCGUCCGCGAGGCCAACGCGCAGCAGCUGCUCAAGCAGUUCGGCGAGAUGUCGUUCAAGGAGGGCGAAUCAGUCGACGAAUUCUUGCUCCGGAUCGUCGACCUCGCCAACAACAUUCGAAUCCUCGGCCGCGACAUCACGGACGCUGAGAUCGUGAAGAAGAUGCUCCAGGUCGUCCCCGAGCACCUAGAGCAGAUCGUUGUCUCAAUUGAGACUCUCCUCGACGUCAAUGAGCUCUCGGUCGAGGAGGUCACAGGACGUCUGUGUGCCGUCGAGCAGAGGAAGAAAAAGCCAGUGUCGUCAACACCCACUGCCGACAAGCAGGGUCGUCUUCUUCUCACUGAAGAGGAGUGGCUCGAGCGGCUUAAAUUGCGCGACGGUCCGGCGGUGAGGGGAGCGGGUCCGGCAGCAGGCGCGGCAAGACUAGGCGAGGCCGUGGCGGUGGUGGUGGCGGCGCGCGCCACACCAGAAGAGGUCCGUCUUCAGGGCCGGCCCAGGAGCGACCAGCGGUGGCGGACAAGUGCAGGAAUUGUGGAAAGCCCGGGCACUGGGCCCGGGACUGCCGCAGUAGGCCCACGAAGUCCGAGCAGGCCCACAUUGUUGAUGGCAUCCGCUUCACUCUACUCCUCUUCCCCUCCGGCGGCGGUGCCUACCCACUCCUCCACACCGCCACGCUCUGCUGUCCAGAUCCACGAGGAGCGCGUGUUCGCGCAGCUCGGACCGUGCGAGGAUCGUGAUCACCGUCGGUGGGUGCUAGACACGGGCGCCACAAAUCAUAUGACUGGCGCACGGUCUGCCUUCUCCGAGCUCGACGGGGAGUCUACGGCUCGGUCCGGUUCGGCGAUGGAUCAGUGGUGGAGAUCAAGGGGCGUGGCACCAUCAUCUUCACGUGCAAGAAUGGCGAGCAUCCUGGACGAGGCAGGUAGCCGGGUGGAGAUCGACGUCGGGAUCCUCCGCAUCUUCGACCAGGAGCGCAGGCUUCUCGCGCGCGUGCGUCGCUCUCCGUCUCAGCUCUAUGUCCUUGAGCUGGACCUUGGGCGGCCGGUGUGCUUGUCCGUGCGCUGCACUGAGAAGGCCUGGCGCUGGCAUGGAAGAUACGGUCAUCUUAGCUUCAAGUCGCUGCACGCGCUCGCCCAAUAG